AUGGCGAUUCUUUGUGCGAUCAAGGAGAUCGUGUCUUCAUGGGUGAUUUCCUUCCUACGAAUCUUGUUUCUUGUCCCUUUUGUAACGGGUUUUGAUGGUUGCGCCGGCGUAGUGGUUCAGUUCUUCUACCCCAACUGCUUGGCGGUUAUCUCCACGUUGUGGAUCUCUCCACUUCGUGAUGCAGAGUUGGAAGUUGACAUGCAGGGGGAUUCUUAUUUAUAUAGAUCUCUGGAUCCUUUCUAUUCUCUUAUCUCACUCUCUAUUUCAAGUGCGAUUGGUUUCCCUUUUAGAUUUUACAACGUUCUUGUGAAAAUGGCGGAUAACUUACGAAGAGCAGUUCAAGACAUCAACCUCAGGGCUGAUGAUGUUCCGAUUGCGAUUCCGGCGGAUGUUGUGGCUAACGCGGUUGCUGAGAACAGAUUUAUCCUCAUGGGUAGACCGGUGAUGCCUCGUCGUCAGAAUUUGCGGUCAAUCAUUGCUUCUAUGCCUCGGGUCUGGGGUCAAUCUGGUCUUGUUCAUGGUCGCAUUGUGGGGGGAAACCAAUUCCAAUUUAUUUUCCCCUCGGAGGAGUCUCUGGUAACAGUCUUAAGGCGUGGUCCUUGGGCUUUCAAUGACAGACUGUUGGUGCUUCAACGAUGGUAUCCUCUUGAGAAUCCACCUCUUAUCAAUUUCAUUCCGUUUUGGGUUCAAAUCAGAGGAAUCCCGUUUCAGUUUCUCAACAGAGAGGUUAUCUCUCAUAUUGGUCGUUCAAUUGGAAACCUCUUGGAAGUUGACUAUGAUGGGGAAGCGGCUGCUCGUGUGGAAUUUGUUCGUGUUCAAAUCAGUUGGGAUAUUCUCCUUCCUCUGCGUUUUCAAAGACAAUUUCAGUUCCAAGUUGGUAUCAAUACUCUCCUUCGGUUCCGUUAUGAACGUCUGCGAGGAUUUUGUGAAGUUUGUGGCAUGAUGACCCAUGAUACUGGUGCCUGUGUUCUUCAAAAUGGAGGAGGAGAACCGUUUCCGGAUGAAGAUGAUGAUGAUGAAGAGAUGCCUCCCCCGCCUGUCAACAGAAACCCGGGUGUGAUCAUUCGUGAGAUUGAUCCAAAUGAACCUAAUGGUGAUGUUGCUCACCAUGACAUGCAAGUUGUUGAAGAGAUUGAUGAUGCAGCCCUUGAUGACAUUGAUCCGAAUCAUGAUUCUUUGGCUAGAAUUGAUGCAGAUGACCAUUCUCCUACGGUCACUGGAAGUGCUGCGCUCUUCCAAAGAUACUCGGAUAUAAUUUAUCCUCGCCUUCCCCUUUCUCCUGAUUCUGGAUCAAGCUCUGUUUCUCCAAAAGGAAGUGGUAAGCGUAAGAGGGAUGAUCUCCCAAAUGAAGAGGAAGAUAAAGCUAACCAGAAAGUGCAAAUCAGAGAGGCAGGAGAGAGUAGUGGAACCACUGAUGAGUCUACUCAUCACAAAGGACUUGAUCGAGGCGCGGUGGGCCCUGAACCACCUCUUCCCCCAUGA
This is a messenger RNA of Capsella rubella, 1482 nucleotides long. RefSeq lists its product as uncharacterized. The record is from RefSeq and is a predicted model, not a curated record. The transcript has a single exon. Lineage: Eukaryota; Viridiplantae; Streptophyta; Magnoliopsida; Brassicales; Brassicaceae. Bases 1 to 1482 code for a protein of 493 amino acids.